Molecule: messenger RNA, 1500 nt
Organism: Populus nigra (black poplar)
Lineage: Eukaryota; Viridiplantae; Streptophyta; Magnoliopsida; Malpighiales; Salicaceae
Product: protein DETOXIFICATION 24-like
Exons: 7
Coding region: 16-1221 (401 amino acids)
Biological process (GO): xenobiotic detoxification by transmembrane export across the plasma membrane
Cellular component (GO): membrane
Molecular function (GO): antiporter activity; xenobiotic transmembrane transporter activity
Source: RefSeq, a predicted model, not a curated record
CCAUGGAAGAUUGGCAUGUCAAGUGCGACUGAGACCUUAUGCGGGCAAGCAUAUGGAGCUGGACACUACCACAUGAUGAGUGUUUACUUGCAGAGAUCAUGGAUCAUUGAUGGUGUAACUGCAACCAUCUUGCUUCCCCUCUUCAUUUUUACAACACCGAUAUUAAGACUAAUUGGGCAAGAGGAGAAUAUAGCAAUAGAAGCUGGAAAAAUCUCCAUUUGGUUAAUUCCCGUCCUCUACUCUUAUGUCUUUAGCUUGACCAUCCAAAUGUACUUGCAAGCACAACAAAAAAACAAGAUUGUCGGGUGGUUUUCUGCUUUCUCCUUUCUGGUUCAUGUGCUUUUGUCCUGGUUAUUUGUGAUCAAACUUGGUUUAGGGCUUGCUGGUGCCAUGGGUGCAUUCAGCAUAUCAUCUUGGUUGCUCGUUAUUGGAGAGUUUGUGUACAUCUUUGGAGGUUGGUGUCCUAAUACAUGGAAAGGCUUCUCUAAAGCUGCAUUUGCUGAUAUGUUACCUCUAGUAAAGCUUUCAAUAUCCUCCGGAGUCAUGAUUUGCUUAGAAUUAUGGUAUUCCUCUAUUCUUGUCUUGUUAGCUGGAUAUAUGAAGAACGCAACCAUUUCAAUAUCUGCUUUCUCCAUUUGCCUCAACAUCAAUGGAUGGGAAUUCAUGGUCUGCCUUGGGUUUUUAGGUUCUUCAUGUGUGCGCAUAUCAAAUGAAUUGGGAAUGGGCAAUGCCAAAGCUGCAAAAUUUUCUAUCAAGGUUGCCCUUGGUACUUCGAUAAUUAUCGGCAUUGUUUUCUGGGUUUUGUGCAUGGUCUUUAGUCGGGAAAUUUCAUACUUGUUUACGAGUAGUGAGGAAAUAGCAGAAUCUGUGUCCGGGCUUCAUGUUCUACUAGCAUUCUCAAUGCUGCUGAAUAGUAUUUAUCCAGUACUCUCAGGUGUAGCUGUAGGUGCUGGUGUGCAAAGUAUGGUUGCAUUUGUCAACUUGGGGAGCUAUUAUGUUAUUGGGUUGCCGAUAGGAAUUCUGCUUGGAUAUGUAGCGCAUCUUCAGGUCACGGGUUUGUGGAUUGGAUUGUUGAGUGGAGUAGGAGUCCAAACACUUCUGCUAUCCUACCUUACAUGGAGGAUUGAUUGGAAUGAACAGGUAAACAAGGCAUCAGAGCGUCUUGGUCGAUUUUUUAUUGAAACAACAGAGGGAUCUGAUGAAAGCUCCAAUCUUGCUUGAUAGUAAUGGACACUCCUUGUUGUUGCGUGUUCAAACCAGAUUUUUAGAUGUGGUUUUGCUUCCCUCCCUGUGAGGCUAACUCGUUGCAAACUGGUCAGUGCUCUCCGCUGGCUCAUCAUGCUGGCUUGGUUCACUCUCCUUUAGGCUUGCAAUCAUUUUGAUUUUUCUCUUUCUCCCUGUCUAUUUUAUCAAAGAACCACUCAUCCAAAAACUUAAAUUAUUGAGGUGAGACUUCAAGAUUUAUAAUAUACUUUAUCUAUCUCUUAUACUUGACUUUCA